This is a messenger RNA of Oncorhynchus keta (chum salmon), 2551 nucleotides long. Its product is annotated as proline-rich nuclear receptor coactivator 2-like. Bases 332 to 1162 code for a protein of 276 amino acids. NCBI's taxonomy places the organism in Eukaryota, Metazoa, Chordata, Actinopteri, Salmoniformes, Salmonidae. Gene Ontology annotation, cellular component: nucleus; P-body. The transcript has 2 exons. Gene Ontology annotation, biological process: nuclear-transcribed mRNA catabolic process, nonsense-mediated decay. The record is from RefSeq and is a predicted model, not a curated record.
CAUUAUCCAGUUAAAAUGGUGGCGGCUACCUACAUCCGGGGUUUUGCGAGUAGCGUGUAGUUAGGAAGUUGUCAUGCGCGAUGUCCAUCGCUUCUUCGCCAUCUCGAGUCUUCUAAAACCUCGCGUAGAAUUGGGAAACUAGCUACGCCAUCAACAUCGUUGAACUCGUCUUCCAAUGUAUUAUCAAAAACACACUGCAGAGAGGUUUUUGGACAGACUUCAGUUCCGCCAGCGUCGAGCUAGAGACUAACUUUAGCUACUGUUAGCGAAGUGGUAAGGUAAAUAACUUAACGCUGCCUGACUAUUUUUCAAAAGUUCUCUAAUUUCGUCGAUGUGUCCUCCCUCGCCACCUUCACGGGACUUUGAAGUCAUGUUGGGCGAAUCACUAAGUCACCCUAUUAAAAACAAUAAGCCAUCCGUUUUGACAUCCCACCAUGUCGGGGCCAGCCUAAGCAAACCAAAGCAAGCAAUGUUGAAGAAAGGUGGGAGAAAAUUGCGUUCGACAACGUUGGGGUUACAGCGGACACACCAGCAAAAACCGAUGAGGAUCAACCCCAUGCACCUGACAGACAACAAUGUCGCAGUUUCGAAAUCCCCAGUGCAGAGUGCCGAGUUCGCGACCAACCGGACCCAGGCGACUGCGUUGACCCUUCACAAUCGUAAGCAGGGAACAAAGAAAGAGCUACUGAAGUCAAAAAGUGGGAGAGUGGAGAGAGCCACAGGACCAGCAGGCCAGUCUGUCCACAACCUCAAUAGACACAAUCAAGAUGCCCAGAAUCUGAACACCCGGAGCCAUAGGAGUAGGCAUUCUAAUGCACCUGGCAAUGCUCUCUCAGUAAUGAAAAACCACAGCAGUUGCCACCAGAAGCCACCCUCUGCUACCUUCCAGCUCCUCUGUCGAGAGGAGAAGAAGUCCUUCAACUCAGCUGACAGUGCCAAAAUCGUGAAUGUAACCCCAGCUGAGCUUGUACCCGAGGAGGAGCUCAAAGACGGAGAGAAGAUCUAUGCUGGAGCUAAAUUCAGCGAGCCCCCGUCUCCAAGUGUCCUGCCCAAACCACCCAGUCACUGGGUUGGUGAAACUGUGCCCCAACAUUCCGACCACAGCCGUGAGAAAAUGACUUUUCAUUUGAAGUCUUUGCUGAAGGUUGAAGAUAAACCAUGAUCACAAUGGAUGGAAACCUGGAACGAUCCUUCUAUACCCGAUCAAUGACAACACAUUUGGCACUGAAAAACUGGACCGAUAACUUAACAGCAACCGAAUGUAAUGAGUUUUUGAUCUGUAAUACAAUUUCACAUAGUUUUGAGCAAGCAGGCUUGUUUUUAUUUGAUUUUUAAUGAACUUCUGUAAACAUGUAAAAUUACUAUAUUUUUCAUGUUAUUUUAACAGAAAGUAUAGUUUUGUUACUGAAGCCCAAAAUAAUGUUCACAAUGAAUGGGUGCACUUUUUUACUGUAAAUAAUGGGCUGCAUUUCCCAUUUUAAGGGGCAUUGAACGUAAGAAAACUUUACAAAUUUGCACAAAACUGACUGAAAAACAAAACAUGGGUCCCCAUAGCGGCGAGCAUAGAGUUGUGACGGUUUGGGGUUCUGUGAACCUCACCCCACCUGUUGUGGCUGCUAUUGCCCUCAAAGCACUGUAGAGGAUAGAAUUCUCUAGAAGGAAGAUUGUUUCACAACUCCUGUACUACAGUACACAUUUUCGUCCUGUAGUACAAAAAUAAUCUUGCCAGCUCAACGGCCGAUUGAGCUGGCUGGGUGGGCGAGAUUAAGAAGAUGGAGUGGCAAUGUGAAAGUCUCAGAAUCAGUGAUUACCUUUGAAGAGGACAACUGCUGCUGCAGAAAACAGACAUUCAGCACUGAGUGCUUAUUCUUUUAAAUCUAUAGCGCCGACUCAUUUCUGUUUUGUUUUUUUAAAUGCUUUGUGUUUUUAUUUCAUGUCUUUCAUUUUCCCAUCUAAAGCACAGAAUUAUAUUUACCCGAAGUGAUCUUGAUUAUUAUGUAACACCUUUGACCCUAGCUAACAGAUUGUAACGGACUAAUGUGAUAAGAUCCUGAUGCUCCAUUAGCUGUUACAGAUUAGGUACUGUUUGGCGUAACACAGAGAAUUUUUGACCAACCUUAACGUGGCGACACUUCCUCAAUUCCUGACAACCAGUGUCUUCUAAACAUCCAUGUCGAGUUGCAGGGGGUUUGUUUGAAUUUAGAAAGUGUGCCGUUAUUAAAUUUAUAUCAAUGUGUAUGCCACCAUCUUGUCUAUUUCAAAUCUUCUCUCAUUGACCAAGAUAGGUGAUUUGACCUCUGGAGGCAGGCAGCUGCUAGUUCGUGUUCCUUGACUCUUAGUGAUGUCACAAUGAUGAAAUUGUAUUACUGUACCGAAGAUCGACUCAUGUUGUUGCAAUUGUUAAAAGAAAAGUGAUUUUAGUCCAGUCACUAAAUUUGUAUUCAUGUUUUUUUUUAAACACCCCCCCCCCACAUGGUAAUUAGAGGGGAAAAAAACAUUUUUGGGGUGCAUUUAAUAUCUAAAUUGACAUUAAAAUAUUGUCUACCCCCAA